Molecule: messenger RNA, 1359 nt
Organism: Penicillium canescens
Lineage: Eukaryota; Fungi; Ascomycota; Eurotiomycetes; Eurotiales; Aspergillaceae
Product: ADP-ribosylation factor GTPase-activating protein
Exons: 6
Coding region: 1-1359 (452 amino acids)
Biological process (GO): COPI coating of Golgi vesicle
Molecular function (GO): GTPase activator activity
Source: RefSeq, a predicted model, not a curated record
AUGAGUGCCUCCAAGGCGCAGUCUCAAAAGAUCUUUGAGAAGAUCAAGCUGAAGCCCGCAAACAAGGUAUGCUUCGAUUGCGGUACGAAAAACCCGACAUGGUCCUCCGUGCCAUUCGGUAUCUACCUAUGCCUUGAUUGUUCGGCACACCACCGUAACCUCGGUGUGCACAUCUCCUUCGUGCGAUCAACAAACCUCGACCAGUGGCAAUGGGAACAGCUGCGGGUGAUGAAGGUUGGUGGAAACGAGUCUGCGACCAAGUACUUCCAAUCGCACGGAGGCUCCGCUGCGCUCGCAAGCAAGGACACCAAAGUCAAAUACACGUGCAAUGCAGCUGUCAAGUAUAAGGAGGAACUCAAGAAGCGCGCUGCGCUCGAUGCGCAACAACGACGACUUCUUUUCCUCGUGGGACAAGCCCUCCAUCAAGCGUCCGAGCAACCCCCGUCGCGCACCGGCACACCACCCGUUGUCAGCCGAACCGGUUCUCCUUUCCUGAACGCCGGCGCGAAUGCAAACGGAUCCCGCUCAAAGUCCCCCCUGUCUGCUUCCGAAGAGAAGAGCGCAUCUCCCGCGCCGACUGCCAUUCGGUCAAACCCUGCUGCCCGCAAGACCACUACAACCAGUACCGCGAAGAAGGGCAGUGUCCUUGGUGCCAAGAAGGCGCCCAAGCUUGGAGCUAAGAAGGUUGCUGCUGCUGAUAUUAUCGAUUUCGAUGAGGCCGAGCGCAAGGCCAAGGAAGAAGCCGAGCGCAUUGAAAAGCUUGGCUACGACGCCGAAGCUGAGCAGGCUGAAGCCGAGGCCAAGAAGGCUGCCACUGCUGCUGCCGCUACCCCGCUCCCUGCUCCGACCCCAAUCAGCCCUGCUGGCAAGUCCCAUGAGCGAAACUCGAGCGAUGUCGAGCGGCUAGGCAUGGGUAUGGGCAGACUUGGCUUCGGUCAGGUCUCGAAGCCUGUUGCCCCUAAGAAGCCUACUUUUGGUUCUGUUGGCCCUGCCAAGUCCAACCCUGCUGAUGACGAAGAACUCGCUCAGACCAGGACCCGUUUCGGUACCCAGAAGGGUAUCUCCUCCGAUGAAUUCUUCGGACGGGACCGCUUCGAUCCGGCCGCUCAGUCGGAGGCCAAGGAGCGCCUCCGCCAAUUCGACAGCGCUACAUCCAUCUCCAGCAACAACUACUUCGGCCGGUCCGAGGAUGAGAUUCCUGCCAUUGAUGAUGGCUACGGUGAUCUCGAGGUUGCUGCCAAGGAUUUCAUCCGCCGCUUCGGUAUCACCGCUGGAGAUGAUAUCGAGAACCUGUCGCACAUUGUCGGCGAAGGCGCUACCAAGCUACAAGGUGCUAUCCGCAACUAUCUGAACAACUAA